GGUGAUCCGAGGGGUUCUUCCCUGUACAUAAGCCUCCGUCCUUCUCACUGGUGGAAUUUUGCCCCAUCCUUUUCCUUCAUUGCAAUUGAGUGUCUCGAAAUCAUGAACAGAUCUUCGGUUGUCUACUUCCUCCUCGCUCUCGGACUUCUUUUUCUGAUGUUCUAAUGUUCUAUUGGUUUGGAAACUUAUACCAGAGGGAUCAUAUGUCCAAUCUCAUUCGAUGGGAGCAAAUUCUUCAUGUUCUUUCUCCAAUUAGGGUUUUUGAGGUCCUCAGGGAAAAACCCUAGUCCCUUGUGCGAGGACAGUGAUAGCUUUUGGUGGAACGAACGGUUCUCGCAGAAGAAAUGAUUCGUCUCCCAAGGGAGUUGCCCUGCGUGUAAAAUGGCGACUAUUUCCAUUCCCAGCUUUUAGCUGCUUUGGAAUCAGAUUCAAAGCCUCCUGUUGCUUCCACCAGCUUUCUUCAACCCAAGAAACAAAGACAGCUACAAUGACGUGAUUGACCUAAGAACGAAGCUAUCUUAUUAUUGUUCUAUCCAUAGCAUUUCCACGCCUUAGUGAUCGAUUCGACCCAUCAAUCAAUUAAAGUUCAGAUUAAGUGGAUGUCACCAAAUAUAUCCGUUCAUAUGACUUCGGCGAGGUGUAUGGAUAAAUUAUAAUUUCCUGAUUGCUACGUGACGGCCUGCAGGAAUGGAUAAGGACUCGAUUUCCAGUACAUUCACGUUUCCCUCGUCAGGUCCAAAGUGCUGUGUUAGUAUAAGAAGCCGUCCGCUUUCCCUCGAACAAACUCGCCCUUCCCCUUCUCUUCCUCGACACAUCCCCCCAUUCGCCUCCGACUCCAGGCGGGAGAUUCCGCAAUGGUUACGAUGACAAGAUCGCUCUUGGGGCUCAAAACCCUCCCCUCGUUCGCCCCUCUGAAUUGUGGGCCUGCUUCGAGGAACGCGGUCUCUUCUCCCGUUUUGAUAGUCGCUGGUUGUCGGAGCAACAGCCAGGUCGAUCGGAUCCUGAGGUUCCGCUGCCCCAGGCCUGGGAUUCUGAUCAGGACGCGGCCGACGGUGCAAAGGGACACCGUCGCGAGAUCGGCGAUCGCUGCUUCUGGUCCCGCUGAUGCCGCUGCAACCUCCGUAACCGGUUCUGAAUUUCAAAUGGUGCCAAGAAUCAGGGGGAUUUGCUUUUACUCUGUCACGGCUGUGGCUGCGAUCUUUCUGUUUGCUGUAAUGGUGGUGGUGCACCCGUUUGUGGUCCUGUUUGAUAGGUAUCGACGCCGGGCUCAUCACUUGAUUGCAAAGAUUUGGGCAACAAUGACUAUCAUCCCUUUCUAUAAAUUUGAGUUCGAGGGAAUGGAAAAUUUGCCGCCUCAGGGCACCCCAGUUGUUUAUGUCUCCAACCACCAGAGCUUCCUGGACAUAUACACCCUUCUGACGCUAGGGAGGAGCUUCAAGUUCAUAAGCAAGAGAAGCAUUUUUCUGUUUCCGAUCAUUGGGUGGGCAAUGUUCCUCAUGGGUGUAAUACCUCUUCGCAGAAUGGAUAGCAGGAGUCGGUUGGAUUGUUUCAAGCGAUGUAUGGAAUUUGUGAAGAAAGGGGCAUCUGUUUUUUUCUUUCCAGAGGGAACAAGAAGUAAAGAUGGAAUGCUGGGUGCUUUCAAGAAAGGGGCAUUUAGUGUUGCUGCAAAGGCUGGUGUACCUGUUGUGCCCAUAACCCUUAUUGGAACUGGCAAGAUUAUGCCUCCUGGAAAGGAGGGCAUAUUAAACUCAGGUUCAGUGAAAGUUGUAAUACACAAAACUUUGGAUGGAAAAGAUGCAGACAAACUAUGCAAUGAAGCUAGAGAUGCAAUAGCUCGAACACUUUUGCUUCAUGGCUACGGAGUACAUUAAAAUGAGUAGCUGGAUAUUGCUGAAUUUCAGACAUCUCAUGUCGAUGGUUGCGAUUGGUUGAACUUUUAUUCAGGUAAAGCUGUCAGCCUUCAAUUGGUUGCUUAAUUGAUCGAGUUGAAAGUUUGUUUUGAAAUUUUCUUGAUGCAUCAGACAUCUGAUUUAUUGUGUCUUGCCUCUUGCACCAUUAUAUGUGGACAAGGUUGGGUACCAUCCAUGUGUUUGUGAGCAACGGUUGAAUGAUCCAAAUAAGAAACCAGGUCAAAACAUUAUUCUUUGCCAUUAGAACAGUAUCAUUGGUGCACUGAGAAGCGGAUUCGAGGAUAAGAAUGGAUUUGUAGCUUUUAAGCAAUUUUUUGAGGCAAACAGGUUAGAAAUAGAUUGAUACAUAAUAUAGCUGAAUGUUGACCAGAUUGAUACAUAAUAUUGCUGAAUGUUGACACAAUAUCCAACCUGAAUCUGCAUUCUUGAUCAGAAUCAUGCCCAAGUUCUUUGCAAUUGAACCUUGUCAACAUCAGAUAUAAAUGAGGUUGUAGCUAUUGGUUCUAAUAUAUGGAGGAAGCGAUCCUCAGAGCACGACUUGGUUGUUGGAGACUUGAAGACAACUGCCGACAAUUGAAAUUAUUGAUAAGUAUCUAGCUUGGAAUCAGGUGCACUUGCAGGGUGCAAUUGAGGCCCUGCGUUGGGAUUUAACUUGUCAGUGGGACAUGAUGAUGAGUUGAAGAUUGAAAUGGAGAGACUGAUCAGGUGGCUGGUUUGAUAGAAAGAUUAACCCGUAUGGGCAGGGUGACCCAUGGAGGCAUCCACAUAGCACUAGAAAUGGGCUGCCAGUUACUGUUCUUCAGGUGUUAUCUAACUAUACUAAAUAAGCAUGUUUAGAUUAUGUGAAUCGUGGUUGUCUUUAUUGUGUCUCUUUCUGACUAUGUACACUCAGUUGCAAGAUAAUUCUAUAACUGGUGUUACCAUACCUUUGUGGUUCUAACAUUGCUGAACAAGCAUCUUUUGAUGUUGGGCAAUGUCAUUUGGUGUCAUAUUUCAUUGGUUAUACUUCUUAGUUGCAAGAAUAUUGUUCACUGUCACCAUGUCUAGUUAACCUUUACGGAGCAAUUAGUUUUAUAUUUAUGAUACUGUUAGAUAUGUUGCUGCACUCUGAGCAUUAUUUUCAAGCUUUAUCGAUAAGCUUUAUAUCUUACAAUUAUAAUUUGAAUCUUACACAACAUUUCUUGACACAUAUGGGUCAAAACUUCAAAGACAAGGAAUUUCAUCUCAGUAACAUCGAAUUCAUGUCCUAGGGUAAACCCCGUUAUUGUUUAAUAUUUAAUAUCCAGCUGCAAAAGAUAAAUUUAAGUUCAGUAGUAUCUUGUGAGAAAUUAUACUACCAUGUUCGUUACAUGAUGUAAAUUUAAGUUCAGUAGGAUAAUUUAAAUUUCUUACAUGAUCUAAAUUCCUUUCAUUCUUGUCUUGCACUGUCUUUUACAGCUUUUCUACUUACCAGAGGAGUUUAUCAUAAAAAUUCUGUAUAUAUCAUCAUAUUAGCGCAAGACUGUUUUAAGUUUGACCUGAUAAUGUAUGUUAAAGUGAAAAAAAAAAAAAUCUGAAACGUGUAUCACUUUUACCUAGACCCUAGAAGUGGAUGUCAAAUAUCAUAAGUGUCGAAAAAUUUCACACAUCAAUGGUGAACCAUUUAGAUUUAGGAACCUAGCCAUCUUCAUAUCAUGCAUGUGUACACAAACUAGUGGCACUUAGAAUAUUGUAGAAUACAAAAUGCUGCAGCAAAGAAUUGAAGAGCAUAAGUCAUGUUACAUAGUGAAGUAUUUAUUUGGGUUACAAUAGAGGCUAAUGCCAACAGAGACCACCUGAGGCAUCUCAGGUGUCUUCUGAUGUUCCUUGUUGUGGUUAAUAGGGGAUGUGAAAAGAUUCCCUAAAAAUGCUGCAUUGGUUUAAGACUAAUAUGAUCAUACUUUGAAAUUCUUUGAACUCAUUGUCCAUGCUUGAUAUAUACUGCAUUUUUGUAGUUCUGCUCAUGGCUUUCUGAAUGUCAGGACAAGGAUCCUCUGACUUGAUACAAGGAGCAUAAGCAAACUACACAAGCAUGAUUUGAAAACAUGAUAUGGCUAAUAGAAGCACUACCUUUUAUAGAGGCCGGGAGGGAGGACUUCUAGUUUAAUACAGAAUUUUGAUGAGUGAAGAUGGUAUCAGAAUAAGAAGCAAAAGCUCUCUCAUCAUAGGAAGCUAUACAGGCUCUCGAAGGUUUGCUGCUUUGCAUGUGAAAUCUCAAAGUCCUGCCAUGAUCAUGUAGACAUUAACAAGAAAGAAGCUGUAGUAGAUUACAGGAACAUACAUUUCUUGAAAGAAGGAAAGGGAUUUAAAUGACAAAGAUACAGAGGAAAACAGGCAUGUCAAUCCAGAACACAUCGCCAAAGACCCAAGGAACGAUAACAUCAGCUAGUCUUUGCCUUUGGAACUUCAAUGGUUAUCUUGAACCAAGGAAUCCACACGGACGUCGUCCUCUGGUACUCUCUGAAGGCCUCAGCCCUGUAAUCCUUCUUCAGCAUUAGCCGCUCUACCAGCCCCGUGACAUACGCCAAGCACAAGCUAUGGGCCGAUGAGAAUCCACCCUUGCACAUUCCAUGCGAACAGAAACAGAGACCACCACCAGAGCUGUUCCCCCAAGUGGUUGGGGUGGCAAGAGUCCCUCCAUAGUCCCUCCUCAAGGUUUGGCACCAAGGGUGCACCAUGUCUGCUUAAUGUUUCGUUCCUGCUGACUAACUCCUAGAGUUCUGUAUCCGCGGAGUAUGCGAUGACUUUUCCGCUUAUGCAGGAGAUUGUGGCGAAGGAGUCCCAGAGAUUUCAAGGUUUGUCACUCGAGUGAAUCGCAUACAUUGGCAGGCAUAUGCCAAUCAAGAACACGUGCCGUAUCAAAAUCUUAUUAGGACCUGUAUUAGAAAGAUUCACAGCCGCAUUUUCUCGAACAGAUGAUGGGCACAAAAAGAUAGGGGAGGAGGGCUUCGAAUUCUCUCACCUGCUGGGGGAGGUAGAUGGCAAAUAAGGAGAUCCACUACCGGGGCCAGCCGUACUCCAUCCUCAUCUUGUCCUCCCUCGUCCCUCACUGUCACAUUUCCCUUCGAAAAUAGUUGAUGUUCCAUGCCCAAAUAAGCAUAGUCGUCAUCGCCAACCUUGUUGUGUCCGCCUUCGCUAGCAUAUGAUAGAUUGUGUAUUAUCUAUCAUUGAUUAAUUGAUUGAUUGAUUGAUUGUGUAUUA
Molecule: messenger RNA, 5129 nt
Organism: Musa acuminata AAA Group (dessert banana)
Lineage: Eukaryota; Viridiplantae; Streptophyta; Magnoliopsida; Zingiberales; Musaceae
Product: 1-acyl-sn-glycerol-3-phosphate acyltransferase BAT2, chloroplastic-like
Exons: 8
Coding region: 855-1871 (338 amino acids)
Biological process (GO): phosphatidic acid biosynthetic process
Cellular component (GO): membrane
Molecular function (GO): 1-acylglycerol-3-phosphate O-acyltransferase activity
Source: RefSeq, a predicted model, not a curated record